UCAACCGUUCACUUUAAAAAUAGAGAAUAUGCUCUUUUGGUCCUAGUAUCGUUCUUCUUUACAUUGGAAACUUUUGUAGCAAAGUAUCACCCUUUUUCAUGGAGAUACCUCCCAUUGUCAAGUAUGUGUAUAGCUCCCACUCCAAGAGAAAUGGCGAAGCUCGCAUCAAUCGCUACUGUAAUGCUGCUACUGCUACUCACAAAUUGGAUCUCGCAAGAAAAGAAGUUCCAAUCCGAUCGACGCUGGCUCUUCUCUUCCAGAUUUCUUGGAAGAAAAACGUUUCCCCUGUUCCAGCGUGAUCACUGCCAAGGUAAGCGCGUCUACAUCCACCCAUUGCCUCCCCAAUUCAACCGCCAAAUCCUGGAGCGAGCAUGCUGUGGAAGCUCGCAAACUCCAAUCACCUGGAUGUGCGAUCGUCUUGGCAACCACGGGUUGGGCCUUCCGGCAAGAGUUAUCACUCCUCCCACUUCCAAUGAUUCGGGAGCUCUCGAUUCACUCCAAUUCCCAGGGGAGACGGCCACGCUGGUUUCAUCCUGCCGCUUGCUCCCAGCUUCCUCGUGGUAUAGAACUGGCCAGUUUGCUCUCGAGAUCAUGAUCCACGAGCGCUUUCGACGGUACCAGUGCCUCACAGAUGAUCCCCACCUCGCAAAUCUCUUCUACAUUCCAUACUACGCGGGCUUGGAUGUGUCGCAGUACCUCUUCACCAAGCAAGUCCAGAUGCGUGACAAGCUCGGCCAGAGGUUGCUGGGAUACCUGCAAGGAAAUCGUCACUGGAAUCGCAAGCGAGGCAGAGAUCACGUACUUGUUCUUGGGCGGAUCGUGUGGGACUUUGGGCGCAGCGAGGAGAAUCACGAGAGCUGGGGAAGCAGCCUCCUCUCCAUCCAGGAGCUGGACAACGCCACCAAGCUGCUGAUCGAGCGGGACGUGUGGAGGAGCUCGCAGAUGGCGCUGCCAUACCCGACUGGAUUCCAUCCCGAUUCGCGCCAGGAGAUCGACGAGUGGCUGGCAGUGGUGAAUGGAUCGUCGCGAGACCUGCUGGUGUCCUUCGCUGGAGCUCUUCGCGAUGGCAACGGCAGCACUGCGACGAUGAGAAGAUCGCUACGAAGACAGUGCCAGCGACACGAGAGAUUGUGCACGAUCCUGCGCUGCGAGAGAAUCAACUGCGAAGAAAAUCCCGAGAUUGUCACCUGCGUCGCCUUGCGAUCAGUCUUCUGCCUGAUGCCGCCCGGCGAUAGCCCCACCAGGAAGGCUUUCUUCGAUGGCCUCGUCGCUGGAUGCAUCCCCGUGGUGUUCAGCGAGCACACCGCCUACACACAGUACCUGUGGCAUCUUCCACGCGAUCCAGAGUCCUACUCGAUCUUCUUUCCGCAUCACAGCGUCAUCGACGGGAGCAUCGAUGUGAUCCAAGAACUCGCCAGAAUCCCAGCGGCGCGGGUGAGAUCACUGCAGGACGCUGUCGCGCGCAUCAUUCCCAGAAUUAUCUACGCGAAAUCCAGCCUCGACGGCUAUCCAGACGCAUUUGACAUCGCUCUUGAAAAACUUCUAGUGGCCCAAGAACCCUAG
Messenger RNA from Selaginella moellendorffii, 1563 nucleotides. RefSeq names its product probable xyloglucan galactosyltransferase GT11. Gene Ontology annotation, molecular function: glycosyltransferase activity. NCBI's taxonomy places the organism in Eukaryota, Viridiplantae, Streptophyta, Lycopodiopsida, Selaginellales, Selaginellaceae. The coding region runs from base 124 to 1563 and encodes 479 amino acids. The record is from RefSeq and is a predicted model, not a curated record. The transcript has a single exon.